This is a messenger RNA of Pantherophis guttatus, 1346 nucleotides long. The record is from RefSeq and is a predicted model, not a curated record. Lineage: Eukaryota; Metazoa; Chordata; Lepidosauria; Squamata; Colubridae.
GGCAGGACAGGCGCUGGAUCCCUCGUGAGAGCUUCCUGGAUCCCGCUCGGGGCAGGUGGGGCUGCUCUUCCUCCGGCUUCCAGGCCGUCCCUCCUGCCAGCAGAUCUUCCUCCCCGCCAGGAGGAAGGCAGCUGCGGAUCCCGCUCUUCGGUUUGCAGGGUUUUCCUCGGGGAGAUCCGGCUCUGGCGGUAACGGAUCCCUCUGGAGCAGGAAGCAACUGUCAUCAAAGAUUUACCUGCAAGUCAACUAUCAACAGAUAGUAGGAAAUCGGCACAUGGCAGCAGCUGCCAGAACGCAUGGAGUGUGGGAAACUUUUGAAUCCCCCGUCAGACACAAGCAGCACUCCGAAAAACCAGAAACAAUCCCACGAAUGCUCAGUGUGUGGGAAAUCCUUUGCUUUCCAGUCCCUCCUUCUGACCCACAGGAAGGUCCAUGUGGGAAGUGGAUCCAAUCAAGACUUUGAAGGUGAGAAAUCUUCUGGAAAAGACGCCAAAGAUCUCAGAAGGCCCCCCAGAUUAAACCCCUAUAAAUGUGAGGAAUGUGAUUUACGCUUUGCUCAAAAGUCAGGACUUCUUAGACAUCAGAAAAUCCACACUAGAGAGAAACCUUAUCAAUAUCUGGAAUGUGGGAAAUUCUUCCCUAAAAAAGCCAGGCUCAGAGACCACAAGAGGAUUCACACAGGGGAGAAACCUUACAAGUGUUGGGAAUGUGGGAAGAGCUUUUCUCAGAAGGCAAGUCUACGGGUCCAUGAGAAGAUUCAUGCAGGAAUAAAAUCUCACAAAUGCUUUUCGUGUGGAAAAUGUUUCACCCUGAGUGUCUAUCUUCACAAUCAUGAGAAAACCCACAGAGGGGAGAAAAACGAAAAGUGCCUCAAAUGUGGGAAAUGUUUCACUUGUAAAUCAAAUCUGGUGCGACAUCAGAGACUUCACACUGGAGAGAGACCCCUAUAAAUGUCCAGAAUGUGGGAAAACAUUUGUGGCUUCUUCUGAACUUCGGAGACACCAGAAGAGGCACACAGUGGAGAAACCCUAUAAAUGUGGGGAGUGUGGGAAAGGCUUUCUUGCACAAAGUGAGGUCCAGAUUCAUCAAAGAAUCCACACAGGGGAGAAGCCAUUCAAAUGUGUGGAGUGCGGGAAAUGUUUUUCCCGAAAAAAAAAACCUUGGAAUCCAUCAGAGGGUCCAUACAGGAGUGAAGCCAUACAGAUGCAUAGAAUGUGGGAAAUGUUUUGCUUAUACAGGAGGACUUUGGAGACAUCAGAAAAUCCACACUGGAGAGAAACCUUAUCAAUGUCUGGAAUGUGGGAAAAUUUUCCGUAAAGAAGCCACUCUUAGAGACCACAAGAGGA